This is a messenger RNA of Coffea eugenioides, 927 nucleotides long. Its product is annotated as 60S ribosomal protein L12. Bases 110 to 610 code for a protein of 166 amino acids. Gene Ontology annotation, biological process: translation. Gene Ontology annotation, molecular function: large ribosomal subunit rRNA binding; structural constituent of ribosome. The record is from RefSeq and is a predicted model, not a curated record. Gene Ontology annotation, cellular component: cytosolic large ribosomal subunit; ribosome. The transcript has a single exon. NCBI's taxonomy places the organism in Eukaryota, Viridiplantae, Streptophyta, Magnoliopsida, Gentianales, Rubiaceae.
AAAACCCUACUUUAACAAACCUCUUCACUUCUCCCCGCCUCCCUCUUCACUUCUCCCCGCCAUCCCCAACAAAAAACCCUAGCCAAAUUAUCCCCACACAAGCCGCAAAAUGCCGCCAAAGUUCGAUCCCACGCAGGUUGUAGAAGUCUUCGUCCGAGUAACCGGCGGUGAGGUCGGAGCAGCGAGUUCGCUUGCUCCAAAAAUCGGUCCUCUUGGUCUAUCCCCGAAAAAAAUUGGUGAAGACAUCGCUAAAGAGACCGCUAAAGACUGGAAAGGUCUCCGCGUCACCGUCAAGCUCACCGUCCAAAACCGUCAAGCCAAGGUCUCUGUUGUACCAUCCGCGGCGGCUCUGGUGAUCAAAGCCCUAAAAGAGCCCGAACGUGACCGUAAAAAGACGAAGAACAUCAAGCAUUCUGGGAACAUUUCGUUGGAUGACGUUAUUGAGAUCGCCAAAGUCAUGCGGCCGAGGUCAAUGGCGAAGGAUUUGGCUGGGACUGUGAAGGAGAUAUUGGGGACCUGUGUUUCUGUUGGUUGCACUGUGGAUGGAAAGGAUCCUAAGGAUUUGCAACAGGAGAUUGCUGAUGGAGAUGUGGAGAUUCCAGAGAAUUGAAAAUUCGCUUCUACUGAAUUUUGGGAAGGAGGAAGUUAAAUUGGAAAGUUAAGUGCUUAAAUUUCAUUUUUAAAUACUUCUGUAGUAUUUCAAUCAUUAAGGGUGUUUGUGACCACGAUUUGGUGGAAUUCGGAUGGAUUAUUUUUGGGGUGGAAUGUGAGAGUAUUGGAAUCAUUGGGGGCAUUAAAUGAGAAUAUUUAUUGUAGCUUCCAUUAUUGUUAUUUUCUUUUUGUUGCUUAAUUUAGUUGCUAAUUUGAUCUCAACUUAUGAUGUUAUGUUGCUUUUUUAUGUUAAUUAUCUAUCUGGCAAUUGCUAGU